Messenger RNA from Amphibalanus amphitrite, 760 nucleotides. RefSeq lists its product as uncharacterized. The transcript has 3 exons. The coding region runs from base 39 to 476 and encodes 145 amino acids. NCBI's taxonomy places the organism in Eukaryota, Metazoa, Arthropoda, Thecostraca, Balanomorpha, Balanidae. The record is from RefSeq and is a predicted model, not a curated record.
CUCUCUGUGAACACGUCUGCAGUGCAAAAAGCGACAAUAUGCUGUUCUGUGUGGUUCUUGCGCUCGCUGCCUUCAGCGUGGCGGUGGCAGAGGAGCCGAUGGAUCUCACCAGGGUGCAGAGAGGCGCUCUGUACAUUCGGCUACCGGCACCGUAUUCGACGGCUCCAACUCAGUGUUAUGACCCGCAAAUUGACGAAUACUUCAACGAGGGGGACGUCUGGUCGUCCUCCUACUCGGGCUGCAAGCUGAGCACCUGUGUCGACAUCAACGGCAUCCUCAACGUCGAGAGAUACUCGUGCCCGCUGGUGAGCAAGGGUGUCGACUUCAAGCGGCUGAAGAAGGAGAACUACUACUGUCGCCAGGCCUGGGGCAACCGGAACAAGCAGUUCCCCUCCUGCUGCCCCAGUCUCCAGUGCAAAUACUACGUCAAGGGAAAGCUGAUGCCGCUGCCCAAGCACAUGUACCCCCUGCUCUGAGCCUUAUUCAUAAAGACUGCACCGCUAAUCAAUAGUCAGAUUGGCAGAAAAGUCGUGUAACUGUAUCGAGCUUCCUAAAUGACCUGACCUGUAGUGUAAGUUAUUUGAGUGAAGUGUAACGGCGUCGUAAAGCGACGCUCGGUUUGUCAAAUGGUGCUGGAAUGGCAAUCCCCGUAUUACUGUUUCUCAAUGCAAUGUGUGCUUGUGAGUUUGUGUAUUUGAGCUUCGUUUGAUUGUGUCACUUGUGGAAUGUUUUUUUAUAUAAAUACACAUAAAGAAAAUAA